UCCCCCUCCCCUCCCACCUCCUUCGCCGUCCAGGCCCAAUUCUUCAUCGGUGCUGCGGGGUCUUCUCCUUUCUCACUCACUCCCCACACACAUACACACACACACAAAAUGUUGGCCAGGUCGGUCUUGCGAAGCGUGCCCUCCAAGGCAUUCGCACGACAAUCCUUCCGGCAAACGACCACGCGGUCCUCAUCCUCAAAAGCCAGCGCUGCUUCCGAAUCUCCGUUCUACCUGACUCUGACCGCUUCCGCUGCCACCGCGGCCACAAUUGGAGCUGCGGCGUGGUAUUACCAUCUCUAUGGACCCGAACUGCUUGCUAUGACCCCAGCUGAGGAGGGUUUGCAUCCCGCUGCCUACCCUUGGGAACAUACCAAGUUCUACCGGACAUUCGACCAUGCCGCACUCCGACGUGGUUUCCAAGUAUACCGUGAAGUUUGCGCACAGUGCCACUCGCUCACCCGUGUCCCAUGGCGUGCGUUCGUCGGCACCAUUCACACUGUCGACGAGAUGAAGGCCAUGGCUGAGGAGAACGAGUACGAUACCGAGCCAAACGACCAGGGCGAGAUCGAGAAGCGCCCUGGAAAACUAUCCGACUACAUCCCUGCACCCUACAAGAAUGACGAGGCUGCUCGCGCUGCGAACAAUGGUGCCUUGCCCCCGGAUCUCAGCUUGAUCGUCAAGGGCCGACACGGUGGUUGCGACUACAUCUUCAACUUGCUUACUGGAUACCCUGAUGAGCCACCAGCCGGAGCUACUGUCCAAGAGGGAUUGAACUUCAACCCUUACUUCCCUGGAACUGGUAUUGCUAUGGCUCGUGUCCUCUUCGAUGGUGUCGUCGAGUAUGAAGAUGGAACCCCCGCCACGACCUCCCAAAUGGCAAAGGAUGUGACCGAAUUCCUCAACUGGGCCGCCGAACCCGAGAUGGAUGACCGAAAGAAGAUGGGUAUCAAGACUCUCGUGAUUGCUGGAGCUUUGUUCGCCGUCAGCGUCUGGGUCAAGCGAUACAAGUGGGCACCAAUCAAGACAAGACAGAUCGUCUACUCUCCCCCUGUUGGCAAGAAGAGAUAAACACAAUCGAUUAAAAAAGAAGGAAAAAAAAUACCAGACAGCUGUACAUCAGUGGGGAGGAGAAGCGUGAGGGAGUACUGACACCACAGUUAUGUUCUCCGUUUUUCGUAUACUCCUCCUUUUGUUCAAGCAUAUCCACAGGUCCUUUUUGAAGAAAACAUGUUCCUAGCCAGUUUUAGACACCAAAGGAAAACGAGGGAAGCAGGUAUGUGUAUGUGUGAGGGGUUUAGUAGACUGUUGGAUUUUGGAAUCUGUGUAAUUAUAAAGAUCUUUGUUGUCCUCGUUUUCACUCUGAUGUCAUUGAGAUUAUCUUACCCUGUC
Molecule: messenger RNA, 1389 nt
Organism: Coccidioides posadasii C735 delta SOWgp
Lineage: Eukaryota; Fungi; Ascomycota; Eurotiomycetes; Onygenales; Onygenaceae
Gene: CYT1
Product: cytochrome c1
Biological process (GO): mitochondrial electron transport, ubiquinol to cytochrome c
Molecular function (GO): electron transfer activity; heme binding
Source: RefSeq, a predicted model, not a curated record